AUGGUUCGGUUGGCUGCGAAGUCGUGCGAACGCAGGCGUUGUCGCAGUCUAGCUCAAACGCAGCAAAGGUCUAGUGGACCUUUAUACGUGCACAAUACCGCUUUUUCACAAGGGCUGACACACACACAUCAUCCUUUCAUGGGUCCGAUUGUCCGCGCUGUUGCGAAAAGCAGUGCUCCGAAAAAGUCCACUCGGAUAGGGGCGGUAUCCCUAAAAUUGCGGGUUUUGGGGUCGCAGAUCCGAAAUUCCGAAUUAACCAGAACCUCAUUGCGAAAAAGAAAGCGGGGGGUCCGAAAAGCAGGAGAGCCUAUGGAUGUGGAUGACGUGCCCAUGGAUGUCGACCAAGAAAACCGGAUGGAUAUCGAUCAAACCGAUCUCUCGCUAGAUGUGUCGUCAUUCUCAUUCUGCAGGGAAACGAAGCCUUACGAAGCCGUUCCCAACCCUGGUGUUCAUCCAAUAUAUCAAACGAUGAUCUUGGAUAGAUUCAUGGUGCAGUUUGAAGCUUUCGUUGAGCAAGCUCGACGAGAACACCUCCACUCUCUCUUUCUCUUAACGCAAUGUAAUAAGAACGUCCGCGAGCAACUGGGUUGCCUCGCAAACAGUCUCCAAACCCUCCCGGUAAGUAUUCUCAGUAGGAAUAUGUCGAACGUGAGCGGUGCAGAUCAUACUCAAUUACUACAAACCGCCAAUUUAAUAUAUUUUGUCUACUCCCACCCUACUCGCCCUUACGGCGGCGCCUUCGAGAUCUACAUGUACGAUGAUACUCUCAAUUAUCUCGUAAGGUACUCUUCAACUUUUGCAUCUUUAUGA
Messenger RNA from Marasmius oreades (fairy-ring Marasmius), 810 nucleotides. RefSeq lists its product as uncharacterized. Lineage: Eukaryota; Fungi; Basidiomycota; Agaricomycetes; Agaricales; Marasmiaceae. The coding region runs from base 1 to 810 and encodes 269 amino acids. The transcript has 6 exons. The record is from RefSeq and is a predicted model, not a curated record.